AUUUAAGUGAUUUUCUAGCAUGGACACUGUUGCCAGCCAUAGUUGUCAUCUUCUCCAGCAACUACAUGAACAGCGCAUUCAGGGUCUUCUCUGUGACUGCAUGCUGGUGGUAAAAGGUGUCUGCUUCAAAGCACACAAAAAUGUAUUAGCUGCUUUCAGUCAAUACUUCAGGACCCUUUUCCAGAAUUCUUCAGGCCAGAAGAAUGAUGUCUUUCACCUGGACAUUAAAAAUGUAGGUGGGAUAGGCCAGAUCUUGGACUUCAUGUACACAUCUCACCUGGAUCUUAGCCAGGACAAUGUACAGGCUAUGUUGGAUAUUGCACAGUGUCUCCAAGUGCAAAAUGUGCUGAACAUUUGCCACACCUUUUUAAAAUCUGCAGCUGUAGAGCAAACACCCAGCAUGCCUUGUAAUAGCAUAUUUUCGCUGCAGAAUACUUUGACUGCCGAUACUAGCUGUGCCAAUGACGGUUAUGGAACAAACCUAUUGCAUGAAUGUUCAUCAGACACACAAGCUAAUAAAGUCUUGGCUGACCACCAUUCUCAGACAUCACAGUCUGUCAAUCUUCAUGCACCCUCAGGUGAUGUACAGAAACAACCACAAGACUCCUUAGAUGGCAACUGCACAGAGCUUCCAUUUAAACAACCAAAUUACUAUUAUAAACUACGCAACUUUUACAGUAAGCAGUUCUAUAAGCAAAAUGCUUGCUCUAAUCAUGAGAGAGAGGCAGAACAAUCCUUUUCUUACAACACACCUGCAGAAAUAAACACAGUAGAGAGUAAUUCUUGUACUGUCAAUCACACUGAAUGUGUUCUGGAAACCUCUGAUCAUUUACCAUCAAACUUUCUGGUUCAGUCUGUGAAUGAAGCUGCUCCAGACCAAGAUGCAGAUAGCACGCUUAUGCAGCCCACCAAACAGAUGCGUCUGAAAAAGGCAAUACACCUAAAAAAGUUAAAUUUUCUAAGAUCUCAGAAAUCUGCAGAGCAGCUGCCUGAGCCUAAAAGAGAUGACAGUAGAAUAAUAGGAGUAAUUGAAUCUGUAAAUGAAAGUUCCAUGGACAUGACAAAUGUUAGAGUUACUGAAGAAAAAGAAGCUGAAGAUUUAGUGAAUUCUGAGAAUUUUGAACAAACUGUUGAAAUUGAAAGAUCUCAAGAGCCUUUGGAACAAGAAGGGCAAUCACAGACUCUUCAGUCUCAGAGGCAAUAUACUUGUGAAUUAUGUGGGAAAGCUUUCAAACAUCCCAGCAAUCUAGAGCUUCAUAAAAGGUCUCAUACAGGUGAGAAACCUUUUGAAUGUAACAUUUGUGGGAAACACUUCUCACAG
Pterocles gutturalis (yellow-throated sandgrouse) is the source of this 1321-nucleotide messenger RNA. It is a transcript of the gene ZBTB49, whose product is annotated as zinc finger and BTB domain containing 49. The annotation marks the transcript as partial. The record is from RefSeq and is a predicted model, not a curated record. Gene Ontology annotation, molecular function: RNA polymerase II cis-regulatory region sequence-specific DNA binding; protein binding; DNA-binding transcription factor activity, RNA polymerase II-specific. The transcript has 3 exons. Lineage: Eukaryota; Metazoa; Chordata; Aves; Pterocliformes; Pteroclidae. Gene Ontology annotation, biological process: regulation of transcription by RNA polymerase II.